Messenger RNA from Phaeodactylum tricornutum CCAP 1055/1, 435 nucleotides. RefSeq lists its product with no specific name. The record is from RefSeq and is a predicted model, not a curated record. The annotation marks the transcript as partial. Lineage: Eukaryota; Bacillariophyta; Bacillariophyceae; Surirellales; Neidiaceae. The transcript has a single exon. Gene Ontology annotation, molecular function: N-acetyltransferase activity.
AUGUUGGACAAGGGUUCCAUUGUAAUCCGCCAGGCAACUCAAGAAGACUUGGACGUCGUGUACAACCUGAUUCGCGAAAAGGCUGCCUUUGACCAAUCGCUUGGUGACAGCCAAACCGUCGUCCUAGUCACUCUGGACAGUCUAAGGGGCACACUCUUUAACGAAAAUCCUUAUGCACACCUCCUGCUAGCGACUUCCGAUGACCGUAUCCUAGGCUUGGCGCUCUACCAUUUUUGUUUCUCAUCAUUCCGCGGACAGCCGAGUCUGUGGUUGGAUGACCUGUUUGUUCGCGAAACCUAUCGUAACCAAGGCACCGGACUCGCUUUCAUGCACGAAUUGGCGGCUGUGGCACACACCCACGGUUGCUCACACUUGUCCUGGACGGCCCACGCACGUAACACGCGCGGCUUGGUGUUCUAUGCCCGAAUCGGCGCC